Molecule: messenger RNA, 3789 nt
Organism: Diatraea saccharalis (sugarcane borer)
Lineage: Eukaryota; Metazoa; Arthropoda; Insecta; Lepidoptera; Crambidae
Source: the annotation of a GenBank genome assembly
UUAAAAAGAUACUGGCAACACUGCGCCCGACCGUCCGUCAUUCAUUAGUCCGACAUACUACGACAGCUCAUCGGCUUUUAUUUUCGUUUCGAUGAUAGUACUAUCUAAUAUCGUAUACAAAUACUCCAAGAAAAAGUGCAAUUAAAGUAAAUAACGAUAUGUGGGAUCCAACACACGUUCAAGUAACGAUCCAAAGGGCUCGUGGACUUCUGAUAAAGGGUAAAAACGGUACCAAUAACUGUUUUGUGACCAUCGCCCUCGGCAAGGAAAAAUUCCAAACUUCCGUCAAACACAAAGCAACCGAGAAUGUAGAAUGGUUAGAGGAAUGUGAGCUGAGCAUACCUUCGCAAGGAAAUACAGCAGAAAUUGUUUUAAAAGUGUAUGAUGAAGAUUUUGUUAAGGAUCACUUACUAGGUCAAGUAUCGAUUCCGUUAAAAGACCUCGAUGUUUAUGAGCGGCCAAGAAACCGUUGGUAUACUUUGCAGGGCAAACCUGGUAAGGAAAGUGAUAAAAAAAGAGGAGAAUUGGAAGUAAAAAUCGGCUUCACUGUAAAAGAAGGAAGUCUAAGUGACCUUAGCAAAAAAGACAAACACAGAUCCUCUUUGUCGAGUAUUGCACACAAUGUUGGCGGUAGUCUUAUGAGCAUUGGAAGUAUUGAAAAAAGGAAAGGCCUAAAGAAAUUUGCAAAAAACCUUGGCUCAAAAAUCAACUUGAGUAAAAAAGACAAAAAAAGUGACUCAUCAUCACUCAGUGGUAGUAUUAGUAACUUAAAGAGCUCAGCUCUGUCAACUCCUGAACACUCUACUCCCAAGCGCCUAACAGCAGGUGAAGCUGAUCCUGGAGUUAUCAGUGAAGAUGAAGAUGAGUUUGCUUUUGAUGAUUUAUCUCAUAAAAGUUCAGGCAGUUCCCUUAAUGUUAACACUUUGCCUCGAGGUCAUAAAUAUACUCCAUCUCCAAUGAAUGCUUCCCUUGAAAAUCUUGGUGGAGGUGAAAUUUUAAGAAGAUCUACAAGUAGCAACCUGGCUAACUUGGACAAACCAGCUCCUCAUAAACCAGUACGCUUGAGUCUCAAUUUAUUCACUCCUCCACAACUACCAUCUCAAGUAGUAAAUAAAGACGAUGAGUGGUCUCAGAAACUCUAUUCCAAACCAAAAUCUAACAGCCAAACUACAAUUGAUAGAGAAAAAUCAUCAAGUCUUGAAAGGAACAAUAAACUUGAUAGUCCUAGCUCCUUCAAAGAGAAACCAAGCCCUAAAUUCUUUAAAAAGUUUGGAAACAAUAAUAAACCAAAAAAGUUAUUAGAAGAGAGAAUUAUUGUUGGCGAAGAGAAUAUUGUCGAAGAAGAUUCUGUUAACCCUGCCUAUAACAACAUACCUAAAACAGUCAUAGAACAAUUUGAUGGAAAAUCAAGGGAAGACUUAAUUGUUAUGAUUUACAAUUUGCAAAAAGAUGCAGAAUCAGAAAAGAAGAAAAAUAAAGAUUUAGAAAACUAUUUGGAUGAAUUAUUGCUUAGAGUAAUGGAGACCACACCAAGAAUUCUACAAAAUCCAUAUGUAAGGAACAACAGCAUGCACAUAAGAAAUAAAUAACUGUUGAAAAAAAAUAUUUUGAUUUAGUGGGUGGCUUAUUUGUUUAUGGAAUGUUUACAUUUUUAAUUUAAAGUAAGUAAAAUUUUAUUUAUUCUGUUUGUUUGAAACUUCUCAUUUGUUAUAUAAUAAUUCUAAAGCAGUUACAUUAUUAAUAUGCAUUGCUUUCACCAUGUGCAAUUGUUUAAAUUACUGUUUAGAGAGAUCUUAUCACGUCUUAACUUAGUGCCUUAUACAGUUUUUGUCUGUGAUACAAUCAAUUAAAUAAAAAAAUAUUACAUAGGAAAUAUGGUAUGAUUUUACUCUUGCUAUGCCAUAUUUUAUUUAUAAGGUACUUAUGUGUAUACCUUAUAAACAAUUGAAACAGUUAAAUGAGAUCUUCAAAGUGUUUAUUUUAAAAUAUUUGUUUCAUUAUCAAAGAUUUAUUAUCUACCUACAUUUAUUUAUAAAGAGAACAGUGCCAAAUUUAAAACUUGUAAAUUUAUUCAACAAGCAUUUACUUCUUAUGUUAACAGAAUAACAAUUAGACAGUCUGAUUUCUAAAUAAACAUAAUAUGUCAAGAUGGAUGGAAAAAUACUGUCAAGUUGUUACCUAUUCCAAAAUGUGGCCACAGUUAAUCUUCAUUUUUAUAUACUAUGAAGGUGUAUAUCAAGUAAAGAGAUAUAAUCUAAUUUGUUGCAGCUUACAUCUGACAUAAAUUAUGAAAUCAGUUUUUUUUUAAAUAUAUCAACAUAUCUAGAGAUAUGUUUGUUUUAUCUAUAAUAAAUUGUAAAAUGUAACAAAUAUUGAUUAGAGGAAAUAUUCAAUUUUAAGUUUUCAGUAGUAAUUAAGAAUUUACUUGUUUUUAUAAUUACAUCAAAAGUUUAUUAGAGGAAACUAUAUUUAGAUAUAAAUUGCAAAAAUUAGUGUGAUAUAAUGUAAUUAACCUAAAUCUAUUGACAAAGUUGACAUUACUAAAAAGGUAUUUAACAUUGCCAUGCCAUGUGUAACAUGCAAACUAUAUCUAUCAGCUAUGGAUACAGUUAAGUGCAAAAGUCAAUUAAUGAUGACCCUGACUCUAUUUAAUUUGAUCUUUGUUCUUACUAGUUUAAGAGGGAAGACAAAAAUUUUAAAUAGAUAAAAACCUUAACAUUCCAUAAAUACAAUAUUUAAAAAUUGCCAUCAUUGUUAUGCUAAAAUGACUCAGUAAAUAACACAAUGCAUGACUCACUUGACUUGAGAUUAUAUUUGUGUGUCACAGAUAAUAGGAAAGUUAAGUAUUGUAAUUAAAUCCAUCCAAAAGUGAGUGAGAAGAAAUCAAUAUAUUUUUGUAUAAUAGAAAUAAAAGUAGAACUUGUAAUCUAUUUUAAGCUUAAUGAAACAUUUAUUUGGUAUGUACUUUUUAAUUCUGUUUACAAUGGUUAAACAACAUUUAGCAACUAUGAAAUAUUCAAAAUUCUUAGGUGUAGUAAUGCAUGAAAAGAUAAUUUAUUUUAGUACUAGGGGCCCAUACCAGAGUUCUCCAUGCGAUGCAAUUUAUUGAUUGGAAAAAGACUACUGUUCACUGUGUAUAGCUUCAUAUUACUUCCAUAACGGCGUAUGUACCGCAUUAAACUCAUGGUAAAGUCCGCCUUUAUGCUUGUUAAUUCUAAUUAUAGUUAUGCCGCCGUGCAAUUCUGUGGUAAUAAAUAGACAAAUAUUCCAUUAAGAUUUUAAAAUUCUAUGUCUUACCUAGUUUAUUUUAAUAAGAAGACACUUAAACAUAAAAGGAUCUGAAUAUCUAAAAGGGAUUUUAAGUGUCAUAAUAUUUCAAAUAGUAUAAAUAAAUGCCAAGUAUUAGAGAUAUAUUAAUUUGGAUUGCUUUAGGAUAACUUAUCGUGAGUGAUUUUAGCCCUGUAGCAUGGUUAUUAGGUACUUUGAUGUUCAAAGUCUCAAUGUAGAACAAAAUAGGUUGUAUAGCUUUGCUAUUAUUUAAUUUAAAUAUUCUUUUUUUUUUCAAAAACAGACACGUAACUAGGCACUUACAUUUAUUUAACCUACUAGAUGUAAUAACUAGAAUAAAUAUUUCAAAACUAAUGAAAAUAUUUAAUAUUAAAUAAAACGAAUGGUCAAAGGGUUUAGCCGGAUACGUAUGACGAGUCGGCCCCCAAAUGGGAAUCGAUAUUGAAACUUAUGUUUUAAUAUAGACUUGAUGUUCAAACACGAUUUAUGUACUUUUCGCGA